ACCCCCACCGCCCCGCCCCGCCCCGCCCCAGCCCCGCCGGGCGCUCCGCGGCGCGGGGGCCCCUGGGCAGGGGAACAUGGCGGCGGCGGUGGCGAGGCUGGGGCAGGCAGGCGCGCGAGCCGGCGCCGCGGCCUGCUUCUCUGGCUGCCGGCGGUUUUUCAUCUGCGGACCAAAUGUGGUUUAUCAAGACAGCAGUGCACCACAAGCUACGUUCUUUUCACCUCUUCAAAAAGUGAUGUUGCCACCGAAUACCUUUCAAGGGAAAGUGGCUUUUAUAACUGGUGGAGGUACUGGGCUUGGCAAAGGGAUGACAACAGCUCUCUCCAGUUUAGGUGCCAAGUGUGUUAUAGCAAGCCGGAAGCUUGAUGUUUUGAAAGGAGCAGCAGAAGAAAUUUCUUCUAAAACAGGGAAUAAGGUUUAUGCAAUCCAGUGCGAUGUGAGAGAUCCAGUUUCUGUUAAGAAUGCCGUUGCCGAAUUAAUCCAAGUGGCAGGACAUCCUGACGUUGUGAUAAACAAUGCAGCUGGAAACUUUGUUUCCCCUUCUGAACGACUUUCUGCUAAUGCAUGGAAAACAAUAGUUGAUAUUGUGCUUAACGGUACUGCCUUCGUAACUCUGGAAAUUGGAAAGGAACUCAUUAAAGUACAAAAAGGAGCAGCAUUCCUGGCUAUCACAACAAUUUAUGCAGAGUGUGGUUCCGGAUUUGUGAUGCCAAGUGCCUCUGCCAAAGCUGGUGUAGAAGCAAUGAGCAAGUCUCUUGCUGCUGAAUGGGGUAAAUAUGGCAUGAGAUUCAAUGUGAUUCAACCAGGUCCAAUAAAAACAAAGGGUGCUUUUAGCCGUAUUGACCCAACAGGCACAUUUGAGAAGCAGUUAAUAGAGAGGAUUCCCUGUGGCCGUCUGGGAACUGUAGAAGAAAUUGCAAAUCUUGCUGCCUAUUUCUGCAGUGACUAUGCAAGCUGGGUUAAUGGAGCAGUUAUUAGAAUGGAUGGUGGAGAAUUUGUUUCUAUGGCAGGAGAAUUCAAUGACUUGAGGAAGGUUACCAAAGAGCAGUGGGAGGUGAUGGAAGCAAUGAUCAGGAAAACAAAGGGCUCAUAAAGUACCUAUCUCACUGUAUUCCUGGUGAUGUUUUUCGGAAACGAUCUAAUGAAUUCAUGAAUGUUUAGAAAUAACCUAUUAAGGAAUAGCCUUCAAAAUGUUUUAGAUGCUGAUUUCAGUAAAGUAUUCUGAAAUUGUAAUAUUUUGAAUAUAGCAUGUGUAUUUUUUUCUAAAAUAUCUGUUACCAAAAGUGAAUGACAGGUUUAUUAAAAUUUUACUCUUCUUUGGAUAAUGUCUUACGUAGCCAUGCUGUCAUCUAUGGUUAGUUUCCUUUUUAAUAUUUCAGAGAUUUUUUUUCCGUCGUUCAAGUAUAUGCAAGUAAUUAUUAAUAUUGUAAUCUCAGUAACAUUUCAAGAACGUUGUACCUGAACAUAAUUGUUAAUCUAAAAAAAACUAAGAAAGUAAGUCCUGAUAUUUGCAUUCCUGAUAUUUCAGGAAGCCUUAAAUUUGCAAAUGACUUUCAAGUUGUCAAUAGUAUAUAGUGAGAUAGAAUGUAAGUUCUAAUGUAAUAUUUUUCACAUACAAAGUUUUGAGAUAUAUAACCAUCUCAGUCUCAGCUUUUGUUGACAUUUUCAGUCUGUUAAUUAUCUUUUACUGAACUUUAAAAAUGGUAUCUAGGGAUGAAUCUUGCCUUCUUGAGUAGCUCUUUCUUUAUCAUAGAUUAAGUUAAUGUUCUUGAAAAUGAGAAACUAAAACAUCAUUUACUGUUAAUGUGUGUGUGACUAGGGCAGUGUCUGCAUAAAAAAGGCUUACUUAAACUAGUAAAGGACACUUGUAAUUUGGGACUGAAAGCAUUGAAAGUUCAUUGGCAGAGGUCUGUAGAAACCUAGGUUCCACUAGCAUUCACAGAUUGGUACUAAAGAAGCUCUAAGAUCACAUUACUUCUGAAAGUAGUAAGUUCAUUCAUCCCAAAUAAAAUGUGUCAACUUAGUUACAAGCAGGCCAUUUAAAAAAGGCAUGUUUAUUGUUGUCCCUCUUUUGGAAUUAUUAGAUUUUCCAGAUUUGUGGGGAUUGCCUGUUGUUCCCCUCUUCAAACAAUGCAUGGAAUUCUCCAAAGAAAUCUGGCCUUUACAGCCUGAAAUCCAUGCCAUUUUUUAAAAUUCUGUUUUAUUGCAAACCUCUUCCAUCCAUGCAUGCAGCCCUAUGUCUAUGCUUGUAUGUGCUUUCAGGCUGAUACACAGCGAUUUAAGAAUUGGAAUAUAAAAGCGGUUCAAGGGUGUCUUCCUUCAAGUGAUGGCAGUUGUCUAGUCCUUCUACUUGCACUUCAAGCCGUACUAACAUAUGCCAGCAUCUGACUUUGAAAUCACUUGAUAGCUUACUUCAGCAUUGUGUUAAGGCAAAUGUUCUGCUGAAAGGAUGGACUGUAUUAGCAUAGGUUUGGUGGAAUAAUAACAUCGCUUCCAUGUGCCAGCUUUUUCUUGCCAAGCACCAAUGUAAUUUGUGUACAUCUGAAUGUAUAGAUAUGCUCUCUGUCUCCUGAGUGUGUGGGUCCCAUAGGUGGUUGAAUAUCCUCCAUGCCAGAUAAUAAAGCAAAUCAGUUGAUCAUA
This is a messenger RNA of Dromaius novaehollandiae (emu), 2640 nucleotides long. It is a transcript of the gene DECR1, whose product is annotated as 2,4-dienoyl-CoA reductase 1. Gene Ontology annotation, cellular component: mitochondrion. NCBI's taxonomy places the organism in Eukaryota, Metazoa, Chordata, Aves, Casuariiformes, Dromaiidae. The transcript has 10 exons. Gene Ontology annotation, biological process: fatty acid beta-oxidation. The coding region runs from base 77 to 1093 and encodes 338 amino acids. The record is from RefSeq and is a predicted model, not a curated record. Gene Ontology annotation, molecular function: 2,4-dienoyl-CoA reductase (NADPH) activity.